AUGGCUUCUGGUCCAGCUACCCAGUCGCUGAAAGUUGGUUUUUCCUUGCGAUAUCGCCAGCUGUGUCGAGGCGUUGCUAACUGUUUUAUUCUGCACAACAACAACAUCUACAACAACGCCUACAUCUACAACAACGCCUACAUCUACAAUAUCUACAUCUUCUGGUCCUCUGCUAACGGCCUCCAGACAUGUCUGCUCAUCUCCUACACGACCAAUGCGUUCCCUGGAGAAUACAUCCCCACCGUGUUCGACAACUACUCGGCCAGCGUCAUGGUAGACGGGAAGCCCAUCAGUCUCGGGCUCUGGGACACUGCUGGUCAAGAGGACUACGACAGACUACGUCCGCUCUCCUACCCGCAGACCGACGUGUUCCUGAUAUGUUUCUCCAUCGUCAGCCCCCCCUCGUUUGACAACGUCAAGGCAAAGUGGUAUCCCGAGAUCGAACAUCACGCGCCAAACGUACCGAUCAUCCUGGUUGGCACCAAGCUCGACCUCAGAGAGGACAAGGCCACCGCAGACGCUCUCCGGUCCAAGAAGAUGGAGCCAGUCUCCUACGAGCAGGCCCUCGCAGUCGCAAAGGAGAUCAAGGCCCAGAAGUACCUCGAGUGCUCUGCUCUCACCCAGCGCAACCUCAAGAGCGUCUUUGAUGAGGCCAUCCGAUCUCCUUUCCUCGACCAUCUCCCUCCCGCAAAUUCACCGCUACCAUCCCCCAGCCACAGCCGCAGGCCCGACGACUACACCACUACAUCACUCCGAGCCAUCCCUCCAGAUGCGAAACCUGCAAUAACCUUCCACAUCCUGUUCUUUCUACCUGUUUGUUUCCGCCUUUACCGAUUUUUAAUGACGAGCGUUUCUCAUUUUUCCACCACCUUCCUGCAUUUGGGACGGAGCAACUGCUCGUACUGCAAGGUUAUCUCUUCAUCCAUCUUCUCUUCUUCUUCUCUUUCUUCACACUUUGACGAAGUAAAUACAACCAUUUCCAGAUAUCACGAAACCAAAGUCCCCCUCUCUGUCCUUCCCUUCGUUUGUUUACUUAUGAUGACACCCCCCCUUUUCCCUUUCAAACUCGCCUGUGGAGAAUAUCUGUUACACCCUGACUCCAUACAUCUGCGCCCCGAGCUCUGCAUCCCUGUUCAAACUUCCCUCCCGGCUUUUUAG
Trichophyton benhamiae CBS 112371 is the source of this 1158-nucleotide messenger RNA. RefSeq lists its product as uncharacterized. Gene Ontology annotation, molecular function: protein kinase binding; GTP binding; GTPase activity. The transcript is spliced from 5 exons. Gene Ontology annotation, cellular component: cell cortex; cell projection; plasma membrane. Gene Ontology annotation, biological process: actin filament organization; regulation of actin cytoskeleton organization; establishment or maintenance of cell polarity. The record is from RefSeq and is a predicted model, not a curated record. Bases 1 to 1158 code for a protein of 385 amino acids. Lineage: Eukaryota; Fungi; Ascomycota; Eurotiomycetes; Onygenales; Arthrodermataceae.